AUGUUGUCUGUGGCUCUUUUGCAGAGAAAACCAAAGAUUUCUGCGUCUCGCAGACUUGCUCUAAAGACCAAAUUACUGAAAAUGGCGACUGGGAUGUUGGAGAAGGAGAGGGAGGACAAGAAGCAUGAGAGAGAAGCGAUGCUGAGCGAGAGACUUCCUCCACUUCAGCUCUCUGGCUUGUCCCUUCAGGACCUGCAGGCUUUGUGCAAAGAACUUCAUCACAAAAUCGAUGUGACAGACGAGGAGCGCUACGACAUUGAAGCUAAAGUGUUGAAGAAUGACAAAGAGAUUGAAAAUUUGGCUUCCAAAGUCAUGGAGCUGAAGGGCAAGAUGAAGCGCCCGGCUCUGAAGCGGGUCAAGAUCUCAGCUGAUGCCAUGCUGGGAGCUCUGCUGGGAGCAAAGGUCAAGGAGUCGGUGGACUUCAAAGCCAACCUGAAGACAGUAAAGAAAGAGGAGGAGAAGAAGGAGGAAGUGACCGACUGGCGUAAGAACGUGGAAGCCAUGUCAGGGAUGGAGGGCAGGAAGAAGCUCUUUGAUGCAGGACAGUAAAACCCGAAUGCUGGUUGAGCAGUGAUUCACUUGGGAUGGGAGGAAACCAUUUGAUCGAUAUUACUGUACUUCUUCUCUCUAAUUCUGUAAAUAUGAAACACAGUUUUAAGAUCCAAAUGUGACACCAGCAGGAGAAACUUGCCGCGCCUUGAUAGAGUUGCUGUCUUUAUGUGUUAUUAGACAUGAAUGUAAAUGCUUCAAUACUCUCAGAAUUAAUUAUUUAAUACUUGCAUUUUUAUCAUAGGAGCAUCUUUAUUCAUACACGAUAAGGUUAGUGGUUGUUGACAGCAGCCGUUGAGAACCAAGCCGUAGAAUCAUCGUCAAUCAGAAGAGCCUAAACAUCCCUUUGCCACCUUCCAAAAUAAGAGCUCACAGGAUCAGAGCUGCAGUAAACUGCCUAAUAAAGACAAGCCAGAGUGACAGAACACACGAACCACUUCAGAUCGCUCUAUGGUAACAAGACAGUAAGCUAUCAGCCACAACAUUGUUGUAAGUUGAAUAUACACUCUAGUUCCUGAUCCGAUCUGUAGGACCGUACACUUCCCUCAGACUUCACGUAACAAAACAUCACCGCAGCAUCUGACUUGACCUCUCAGACCUGGCGGAUGCUGCUUUAUUGAA
This is a messenger RNA of Synchiropus splendidus (mandarinfish), 1170 nucleotides long. It is a transcript of the gene tnni4b.2, whose product is annotated as troponin I4b, tandem duplicate 2. The record is from RefSeq and is a predicted model, not a curated record. Gene Ontology annotation, cellular component: troponin complex. The coding region runs from base 1 to 549 and encodes 182 amino acids. NCBI's taxonomy places the organism in Eukaryota, Metazoa, Chordata, Actinopteri, Syngnathiformes, Callionymidae. The transcript has 5 exons. Gene Ontology annotation, biological process: muscle contraction.